This is a messenger RNA of Amaranthus tricolor (Joseph's coat), 3175 nucleotides long. RefSeq names its product lysine-rich arabinogalactan protein 19. The coding region runs from base 1897 to 2649 and encodes 250 amino acids. The transcript is spliced from 2 exons. Gene Ontology annotation, cellular component: plasma membrane. NCBI's taxonomy places the organism in Eukaryota, Viridiplantae, Streptophyta, Magnoliopsida, Caryophyllales, Amaranthaceae. The record is from RefSeq and is a predicted model, not a curated record.
CUGGGGGAUCAAAUUUCCUGGUGCCUUGUUCGGUUUGUUUAGGCUUCUAUCAGGGUUCUAUCAAGUCCACUUGAAAAAAAAUUUGAGGAUUUUGCUCUGUAAUUUUGUAUGUGGUGUUUGGUUUGAUAUGUUGGAGAAAUGUUUUUCAGACAGAUAAUGUUACCAAUUUUCUGUGUUUGGUUUAAAUGCUGUUGUUAAGAAUUUAGAGCAAAAUUGUUUCUUCUGAAGGUAGAAUGUAUUUCUGUGUUUUUUUUUUAUUCAUUUUCACAAAAGAGACAUGGGAUCCUUAUUCCCAACCCAGGGUUUUCAAGUAAGGAUUAAUCAGUGCAUGGAAUAUGGAUCAUGAUUUGUGGAGGCAUGGUAAGCUUGAUUUCAUCCUUGUAUGCACCAUCUUUGCUUAAGCAUACACCGUACACGUACAUAUUCAAGUCAAUUGUACUUGAAGAGUCCAAUGCAGUUAUAUUUUCAAAAGCAGUUAGCGGUUAGCAGUUUGCAGUGCUUUCUACUCACUCUUCAGGCAUGGUUCAAUAUCAUAUCCUACUAGUUAAUUUAUGUACUGUUGAUUUUUCUAUAUCAUUGAUACAGUGGCUUGUAAUAUUGAAAAGUCUGAAGAUGUGCUAUCCGCUUUAUUGGACCCAGAUUUCCCAUGAGCAAUGUUGUCUUGAUGAAACGUUGAGAUCUAUGACUAUGUUAGAAGCUUAAUUUUUGUUCAAGUGCUGUAAUUUUCAGUAGACCUGAGAUGCUAUCAGCUAUUAAGGAAAUUGGCUGUUUGCUGCCCCUUUGUCAUGCUUCCUGUUCUUUCAACACCUAAAUGCUUUGUUUAUCCUCUCUACAUUGGAUGUUUCUGUUAGAACUGAUUCACUCAAAUGAGCGACCAUUCUCAAAAGAUCAAUAAGUUCUGUUUUGCUUCGCUUUUCAUUUGCUGUGGCCUGUGAGUGUGGCCAACAGGCCAUUCUGAGCUGCAUGCUCUAUUUUGUUUAUGGACUAUACUCUCCCUUCGUGCUGAGGUAACAAAGUUUUAGCCAUAUUCAACGAGAACUAGUCUAGUAUAUGUGGAACUCGCAAGCUAGAUAUAUUUAAGAUUGCAUUUUCAAAAUUCGUGAUUGUAAUGAUUUAUUCGACAUCCACCAAGUUUCUGAUGACCCUCUAUCUUAAUUGUUUCCAUUGUGCAGAUGAUAUUGUUGUGUUCCCAUUAGUACAUGGUACUGGUUGUCCAAAUUUAUGACAGAAAAUCUCCACACUUUAUCCUUGUAGUUUUGAAUAUCCUCGUUGUCUUCUAUGAUAUGAUUCGUAUUGCAGAAAUAGUCAAUUAUCAACCUUGCUAAAUCUGAUGGGUCAAUGAACAUACUGCUUGCCCUAAAGAUACUGUGCAGAGGCUAAUGCAGUGUAGCAUGAAAAUGUUUACACAUGGCAUCUCAUUUGAUUGUAUCUACAAUCUCUGAAUCAAAUACAUCAGCUAAAUCACAAAUAAAAGAAAUGAUUCUAACUUGAGUUCUUUGAUCGGAUAUUCAAGCAUCUAGCUAUAAAUAUUUAUGUGCUUAUCGAUGGAUUGAUCCCUUGCAUCAGUUGCAUGUUUAUGUACUCUGUAUUGUUGUGUGCGUAAUUGCUUCUUUUUCUUUAGAUUCUGCUGUAAAUUUAUUAUGAGUACACAGUGCUUUAUGUGCUAUUCAUCGGGGCAGGUUAUGUACACCUAAUAUGGUUUCUUUAAAUACUUUUAUGUUAAAACUUUGAAAUCACACCAGCCAAUAUCAGUAGAUGAGAUGUUUUUUUUAUGCAACAACCAUGAAGUUUACCCCUCCCCCUCUUCACCAACCUACCUUCCAUUCCUUAGAAGCUUACCUUUCCUCGAUCUAUAAAAUUACCUUCACUUUUUCGACAUAAUACUACCCGAAGAGAAUGGCCAACCUAAAGUGUAUUUGGGUAUUAUAUUUCUUGUUUCUCGCCAUAUCAUUGGCAAAAGCACAAGCGCCAGCAACGGCACCAGCUAAUGCUUCUCCAACACCACCCUUACCUCCUUUAAACCCACCAACGACGUCAACCCCACCACCAAUUUCCACUCCGCCACCAGUUGCAAGCCCAACAGUUCCCCCCGUGCAAAGCUCACUGCCUCCAGCAGCUUCUCCGUUAAGUCCACCCGUACAAACCCCAACACUACCACCUGCACCAGUAAGUCCACCACCGGUACAAACCGCACCACCAGUCCCGCCUCCAGUUCAACCACCAGCACCUACAUCAACUCCACCACAACUUUCACCUGCCCCAGCAACUGUUCCACCAGCACAAGCCCCAACAAAUCCGGCUCCUGUACCAGCCCCUACAAAACCAGCUCCUGCACCAGCACCAGUGACUGUGCCACCAACAUUGGCACCAGUAAAUGAGCCCUCGACUGCACCAGCACCAGCACCAUCCGAAGGGAGAAAAAGGAAAAGGCACAAGCAUAAGCAUAGGAGGCACCAUCAUGCACCAGCACCAGCCCCAAAACCGCCAAGCCCUCCAGCACCUCCGACAGUGGAAUCAGAUUCUUCAGAGGACACAUCGCCUGCACCAUCUCCAGAUUUGAAUGAAGGAAUAUCAAUUUAUCAGCAAGGAUACUCAUGGAGAAGGUGGGUGACAGGACUCUUAGCAGUUGUGAUACUUGUUGCUUUGUGAUCUCAAACAUGAACUAUAUAAGCACUGGAUUCUAUCUAGUUGAUUCAUUUUAGCUGGCUGAUUUUUGUGAGAUUCAAAGUUGAGGUGUUUUCGAUUGCAGCAAUGUAAAUGAGUACUAUUAUUUGAAUGCAAACCAGAUUUAUGAUUCAUGUGAAAUUAUGUGGAUGACUGAUUGAAUCAUUUUGAAACAGAUUAACGUCCAUGUUUUAGCACAAAAGGGCGAAAACGUGUUAUGCUCAUUUCGCCCUAAUCUUUAGUAUCAUUUUGAAAAUCAUACCCAACCGAAAGACCUGGAUUAUUCCAUAACUCCCAUUGAGAUUGAUACAAUUGACACAAGAAGCUCUCACAUUAAAAAGUUAAUUGUAACAAUUUCGACCGGGUAGUAUUUUGUAAUGGUGCAAUUAAUAUGAAACGAAAACACAAUCAAAGAAACUGCCCAUGCUGUCAAAAAUUCUUGACCUAAUUAUAUACUGAUAUAAAGGAGCUUCAACAAAAUAGAAAAUAAAGGGUCUUAGAGGCGAAGUCA